Mugil cephalus (flathead mullet) is the source of this 2790-nucleotide messenger RNA. RefSeq names its product mpv17-like protein. The transcript is spliced from 4 exons. Gene Ontology annotation, cellular component: cytoplasm; membrane. Bases 573 to 1196 code for a protein of 207 amino acids. Lineage: Eukaryota; Metazoa; Chordata; Actinopteri; Mugiliformes; Mugilidae. The record is from RefSeq and is a predicted model, not a curated record.
CGUUGCCGUUGGUGUCAGAGAUGCAGCUAUGCGGGAAUUCACGUCUGAGCAGACGAGAACAAUCCCUCAGAUUAGCACUUGACCUGCAGGAUUUGUUGUUGGAAAGGUAUCCAAUUCACCGGUAGUGACACGCCGAGUAAGAGCAGACAGAAUGAUCUAGAUUUCCAUUCAUAUUCCGGAGGAACGUUGUCACAAGUGCGUCUGCUAUGUCGUGAUUGGACUCAUAGUCGCAUGUAGUUUAUUUUACGCAUGGAGAAGGCUUGUCUAAGUGACCAAAGUGGAGCCAUGGCGGGUUUUACGCAGAUGUCUGUUCGAUUCUUUGGGAGGCAUUUUUGGCGGAGUGUGCAUUUCUCAUUAGUCAUCUGAGAUCUGAUAAUGUGUGAUAUUCCUGCUGUCGGUGGAAACCUAUAAUCCCUCCCUGAUUACCGCGCACAGAUGGAUUGUGUCCUGUCGGCCGUCCGGGUAACAUCGGGGCCUUAUCGACCGAAUUUUACCGCUAUGCUCGCGUCUUGAUCGCUGAACACAAGCAAUUUGGGGCAGGACGUCUUCUCCACUCUAUCGUCCGUGCCAAAAUGAGGAGAGCUGUACUCAAAGAAGCCGCCAAGCGAUUUCCCUGGCUGGCCAAUGUCACUUUGUACGGGUGCUUAUUCGCCGGCGGUGACCUAGUCCACCAGCUCAUCGCCCAGAAGGAGCGCAUGGACUGGAAACACACUCGCAAUGUUGCCAUCGUGGCAAUCAGUUUCCAUGGAAACUUUAAUUACUUUUGGCUACGAGCCCUGGAGAGCCGUUUCCCCGGGAAGUCCGCCGGGAUGGUUUUCCGGAAACUUCUGCUGGACCAAAGCUUCGCGUCACCAUUGGCGACCAGUGUCUUCUACACAGGGGUGAGCUUUUUGGAGGCUAAGGAGGACAUCUUUGAAGACUGGAGGGAGAAGUUCUUCAACACCUGGAAGACUGGACUCAUGUACUGGCCAUUCAUGCAGUUUCUCAACUUCGUCCUUAUGCCGCUGUACAUGAGAACGGCCUUCAUGGGCUGCUGCGCCUUCCUCUGGGCCACGUUCCUGUGCUUCUCGCGGCAGAGCGGUGACGGCACCGCCGGCGUGGCUUUGGCGUUCGUCAUGGACCCCCGUAAAACCCUGGAAGACAUGCGUCAGGCUCGCCUGGCCCGGAAGAAGCAAAGGACCCAGAGGGAAAACUAAAAGCAGCACGGAGAGCUGAACAGCUGGAAAGCGAAUGUCGUCUCGAUGAGUCAUCUCAUUACCUGUCACAUACGCACACAAGAGUUUGACUGUUACAGAGACUGAAGGCCGGUGUAAUUAUGGUAACACGAGCUUUGGCAAAUGUGGGCAUUUACCUGGCAGGUAGUCUGAUGAAAGAUCCAGUAAAUGGUUUCAAAAACACUUGAUGUCAGGCAGCUAAAUAGACCAAAGAAGACAUCAUAGUGCGUGAUAAUAAGACAGUCUGAAGCCACAAAGAAGCUGGGUCUACUUUGUCUUGAGUGUGGUGUAGCAGAAAAGGCAUGGUGGUUGUUAAAACUGAAUAGGUUCGUGCUCAGGGGAGCUUGAAGGUCAAUUAACUCAUUAGAUGUGGAUUUUUCUUGACUAAUAAUGAUUGUUUGGCCCUAGUGAAGCUGCUAGAUGUCACCAGAUUCAUCCUCAGGGAGCAGGAGCACACAACCAGGGUUUUAUAAUCUAACAAGUAAAGGUUGAGAUAUUUUGCUCUGAACCAAAGCAACAUAACUCUAAAAUGGUCCAAGUGAUGAAGCAUGACACAGCGUUUACAUCUUUACUGAUGUGCAUAGGAUGAUGUUGAGACUGGGUCUGUGGAGGAUUGAGGUUAAAGGGCAGUUCAGUUGCAAUGAAGUUGGUUGGUUGUUGUGCUGGAGACACUGGUUUGACCUGAGCGCACAGAGCUUAAUAUUUCUGCUUUACACCAGUCGUGCCUUUUCCUGGUGACAAGACUGUCCCUGACUGCAGGUCUGUGAGCUCACGAAGUUUGGCUGACUGGUGGCAGUCAAUAGUAAUAAUCAAUAAUCAAAUUUGGAAACGCCCUCUGGGGUGGGUGAAGGUUUUCAGCAGUUUCGGGUAUGUUAUGCAAGUCUGAGUUGGACAUAAGGAUGUCAGAGGAAGAGGUUAAGUUUUCUUCAAGUUAAGUGAGCACAAAAUGUGAAGCUGAAGCCAGCAGGCGAAAGAACUGGUAGCAGAUUUGGUUAUUCUUCUAGCCUAAGUCACCAGCCCACGGACUGUGGUUUAAUAUUAGAGAACAAAUUUUAUUUAACUCUCUAUUUAAAAGAAAAAUCCUUCCUUUAAGCCAGAGAACAAUUAUGGAUUAUUAACUGUCCCCCAUUCUCCUAGUUUGAAAUAUUCAGUAUCUUAAUCCUGUCGUCUUACUUGAACCAACUACUAGGAUGCCAUCAGCCCAGGUACCUUAUCAUGUAACAUGUCACUCACCCGAGCCAGACUCUUAAAUCACUCCUUUAGAUUUAGCAGAGCUCAAACACUUGAGAUGUAAUGAUGUAGAUUCUGACUUACUGAAAACCUAGGCUGCACCGUACACGACUUGAUAUAAAUCCUAUAAAUAGAAAAAUGUAAAUUGUAUAACAGUGUGUUUUUGAAUGUGUAAAACAAACGUUAAACUUCAUAGAAUGAAAAUCCUUUUUAUGGCAUUAUGAUCGCUGGUUUACAGCCAACUGUGAGAACCUCAGCUAUUCUGCCGUACUUGUACUUUGAUAUUUUCUGAAGUAGGACGCUUCUUUGUUGUGUGACAGUAAACUUGAUACCAAUAAACUGGUCA